Messenger RNA from Acanthoscelides obtectus, 1709 nucleotides. The record is from the annotation of a GenBank genome assembly. Lineage: Eukaryota; Metazoa; Arthropoda; Insecta; Coleoptera; Chrysomelidae.
UUUUUGUUGAGAAGUAAAAGUUCAAUUUUUAAAUUAUUUUUUUUUCGGGAUUGUUCCCGGGAUUCCAGGAUAGACAUACCGAUCUUCGAAAAUCCCGGGAUUACGAAAAUCAUUCGGGAUUGACACCCCUAGUAGCAAACUUGUGUGAAAUAUUCAUCAAAAUUCGAGCAGUACUUUCCAAGCUACAGAGGGGUCACGGAUUAGCGGACAGAUAGACAGACAGGGAAACCGACAGAAAUGAGUGACAUGCUUUUUCGUUAUGUACAUGUCAUAUAGCAUUCAAAAAACAUAAUAUCUCAAUUUCGAAAUAUUUACAAUACUUUCUCGCCAGUUGGCGUAGGAAGUCGAAGCAACUGGCGUAGAGAAUAUUUUUAUUUUUACUCCUCUAAGGGAAAACUUGCCAGGUUUUAAGUCACUGGCUUUUUUUAUGUACUGGUUAAUCUUCCAGAAGCCAUUUCACCUCAAAACUCAUCUGCUAUUACGGCAGUAUCGAAUUAGGAGUGCGAGAUAUAACCGCAAAGUUCUGUAGAUAUCUCGGCAGAGUUGACUCGAUUUAAAAUAAUAUUUCAGGUUAACGGAUUAGUGGGCAAUCCCUCGCCGCCAUCCUACGUUCCUGAUUAUACUUCAAACUAUCCCAUCGAAAUGGACCUGUUCCAGAGAACCUGGAAUCUUGUGAUGACAUCUGCGGCGUACAUUAACCUGCGACUGAUAUUCUAUCCCAAGCAAAAAGAGAUCGCCGAACAGCUCAUUCCGAGCAAAUUCGACUUUGACAGUGCUUUGUACAACGUUUCAUUGAUUCUUUGCAACUCCCAUGAGAGCGUCAAUCAACCGGUACCGAUGGUACCGAAUAUGAUACACAUCGGCGGAUAUCACGUAAAACCUCCCAAUACGUUGCCGCAGGAACUUCAGGAGUUCAUGAACAGCGCACCAGAUGGUGUUGUAUAUUUCAGUCUAGGAUCUUGCGUUAAAUCAUCGGAGAUGGACGAAGAAAGGAAACAAAUUAUUCUAAAGGCAUUUGGAAAAUUGAAGCAGAAAGUAUUAUGGAAAUGGGAUGAAGACGCGAUUCCUGGUAAACCGGAUAAUAUCAAACUGGCAAAAUGGCUUCCCCAGCAAGAUCUGCUAGCACAUCCCAAUAUGAAACUUUUCGUCACUCACGGGGGCCUUCUCAGUAACUUUGAAACCAUCUACCACGGAGUGCCUGUUUUAGCCCUUCCGAUUUUUGCUGAUCAAAAAUUGAACGCCGCCAGGAUACAGGAAGCAGGUUAUGGAAAAUACGUCCUGUUGAGAGAAAUCACAGAGGAAAAAUUGGAUCAGGCACUGCAAUCGUUGCUCAAUGAACCUAAGUAUAAACAGAAUGCUGAAAGAAGAUCCAGCAUCUUCCACGACAGGCCGGUGAAACCAAUGGACCUAGCAAUUUACUGGAUAGAAUACGUGAUCCGUCAUAAAGGUGCAGAGCAUUUAAGAGUCGCAGGUGCAAAGCUUCCUUGGUAUCAGUAUUAUAGUUUGGACUCUAUUACGCUUAUAUUACUAGUCAUAAUGUCUCCAUAUUUUUUACUCAAACUAUUAUUUAUUACUCUGAAGAGAAGAAUUGUUAAAAUAAAAGAAGAAUGAUGAAACAAAACAGUUUUUUUGUGCUUUUUGGCUACCCCUCAGCGCGGUCUAUACUUGGGUCUUUCGAACAAGGAACGAAAGCACAGCAACUGUCGAUA